Molecule: messenger RNA, 396 nt
Organism: Ochlerotatus camptorhynchus
Lineage: Eukaryota; Metazoa; Arthropoda; Insecta; Diptera; Culicidae
Exons: 2
Coding region: 1-396 (131 amino acids)
Source: RefSeq, a predicted model, not a curated record
AUGGAGGUCCAGCCCGUUUUGCAGUACUGGAAACGAAGCAAGCUCAUGGCCAUGCGAGUCGUGAGUGCGUACAGAACCAUCUCAUCGGAAGCAGUAUGCGCUAUCGCCGGAAUGAUCCCUAUCGGCAUCACGCGGUGGAUGAUAGCGAGUGGUACAGUCCAAGAGAAGCCGGUAGAGUACGGAAAGAUAACGGUAAACAGAAAACACGGAGAAUUCAACCACCACCGGACGCAGUUCCUGUCUGGCCACGGCUGCCUCAGGAAAUACCUGCAUCGGUUCGGACACGCAGCGUCACCCCUCUGUCCGGAGUGUGGCAACGUGGAUGAAACGUCGUGUGCAUGUGGUCUUCGACUGCCCAAGGUUCGAGACAGUGCGAAGGGAGAUGCCUGUCCUUAA